AACAUGAUGCAGCUAAAGUGUCACCAAUUAAUUGGACUUUUACACUUCUUAUACUUGUUCCAUCAUGCUAAAGCUCUCAGUUGUCACUCUGAAAGGGGAAGCUGCUUUUCGCCUUGAAGGAAACCCUGAGAAUUCCCUUUUCCUUUCAUGUUUAAGUCUCCAAUGUUUUUCAGUGGCUAAAAGGUGAUGUGCUGCAUUAAGGCUUCAGUGUAGGUUAACUUGGCUACUAGAAUUAAGAGGUUUAGUUGUGUAAUAAAUCUUAAUGUUUGAAGGAAUUAACCAUGGUAAUUUUGAGCAUGCAUGGUGAGGAAGUCUAUAAUUUGACUUGUUUGAUUGAGUAUAGAAGGAAGCAUUGUACUUUGGCCAAGUUAAGCUGUUAGAUUUGAAGCUACCUUCUCAGGAAAACCUAAUUGCAGACAAGUUUUAUGGUCGAGGUAAGAUGCUCAUCUUGAGAACAGAAAAAGUUCAUCUAGUUUCCGCAUCUUCUGGCUGCAUCCUUCUCUGUUGAUUCAAAAUGUCAUAAGGACUUGUGAAGGCUCGUAUACUUCAUAUUUGAUAUUCGGCCAAAAAAAAUAAACUCCAUAUUUGAUAACUAAUUAUUGUAACAUCAGUACCGGGAAACAAGUUACCGAGUUACCAGAAAACUAGGGUUAUGUUUAACAAUAAUUCUUGAAGUUGAAGAUGCAUAUAUAUGCUUGAGCUCUAGUUUUCAAGUUAAUAUAUCUGGCAUAAUGUUGAUUGCCAAUUUGUCAUCACUAUCAAAGAGUCAGUAGUACCUCUUUGAUUACAACCGAUUUGCUUAGCUUUGAUUCUCUAGCAUGCCUGUUCAUCAUUUGUGGUUCAAACAGAAUAUUAUCAUGUCAUAAAUUCGGAAUAUCAUC
Rubroshorea leprosula is the source of this 881-nucleotide messenger RNA. Lineage: Eukaryota; Viridiplantae; Streptophyta; Magnoliopsida; Malvales; Dipterocarpaceae. The record is from the annotation of a GenBank genome assembly.